AUGGGGAGCUCCAGCGGCGGCGGCGGCCCCGCCCAGAGAUCAAACCCUGCCAAUGGGCGGACGGAGGCGGGACUUCCGCUGUCCCGGGGAGGGCGGGGGGGCGGCGAACUGUUGUGGUGCGGAGCGUUGGGCGGGCGGCGGCCGGGUGGCCCAGGGGCUGCCGCGGGACUUGGGGCGCAGCCGAGCGGCUGCAGGGGUGGGGCGGGCCGGACGUGCUGCGGGGCCCCGGGCACCGCGGGUUCGAGGCCGGGCCCCGCGCGGGGAGGCCGCGCCACCCGGAGGGAGCUGUGCUGCCCGGCGGCGAGUUUGCUCCGCAGCCGAAAGAAGGCGGGAGUCGGCGGGUCCCCAGAAACCGGCUGGCCGCCCGGGCCCGGAGCCCCCGGGGAGCUUGUCCCUCCCCGGGACGCCCUCCCGGACGCCCCCGCCGAAGGGUGA
This is a messenger RNA of Pipistrellus nathusii (Nathusius's pipistrelle), 435 nucleotides long. The record is from the annotation of a GenBank genome assembly. Lineage: Eukaryota; Metazoa; Chordata; Mammalia; Chiroptera; Vespertilionidae.